Molecule: messenger RNA, 2067 nt
Organism: Paramecium primaurelia
Lineage: Eukaryota; Ciliophora; Oligohymenophorea; Peniculida; Parameciidae
Source: the annotation of a GenBank genome assembly
AUGAACCGUAGUAGUCAUGUGAAAAGUGGAUAGACUGCUUUUAAAGUGUUGAAUUUCUUCUUAAGAUCAAAGAAAUCAACUUAAGUAGUGCCAGAAAGAAGACAUUUCGAACAUGAUGAGAUUAAAAAAAUAUUUAGAAGAUGUCUUAUAAGAUUGCGUACAAUAUAUAUAUUGAAUUAAGUGACAAAAGAAAUAGUCACAUAUGGGACAUCUUCUAAUCUAUAUGAUAUAUCAACAAGAGACAGGUAUAAAUUUUGUUUAAAGUAAUUAAGACCUGCUUUAUAAAAAUAUUUAUUUCCAUUAUCGAAGUCAUAAGAUUAAGAUGAAGAGAAACUUGAAUUUCCAAUAAUCCAUCCAAAUUCAUUAUUAAAGUAAAUUUGGAAUGGAAUCUUUUUAUUAAUGAUGAUUUAUGUUGCUACAAUUUUACCAUUUAGAAGUAAUAUAUAAAAUAAAUUUUAGUUUCAUUUUAUCUAGAUAAUGAAAUUUAAGCAUGGUAUUAUGCAGAUAUAGUAACAGACAUAUUAUUUUGGUUGGAUUUAAUAAUUAGUUGUUUAUCAGGUUAUUAUGAUGAAGAAGGAAAGUUAGUAAAGAAAAGAAAGAUUAUAUUUAUGAAUUAUUUAAAAGGUUGGUUUACAGUUGAUUUAUUAUCAUGUUUACCUUUAAAUUAUGUAUUGGAUGGAGUGAUAUCUGAAAAUGGCAAUAUGAAAUCAUAGAAUAUUAAAUUAUUUAAAUUACUAAAACUUCCAAGAAUGUACAGAUUAUUUAAAAUAAUACGAUUCAUAGAUAUGAUGAAAUAUUUAGGUAUAUCAGAAAUUAUGGAAUUCUUUUAAUUUAAUUAUGGAUUUUCUAGAUUAUUAUCAUUACUUAUUUCAGUUUGUUUAGUAAUUCAUUUAUCUGGAUGUUUAUGGUAUUAUGUUGCAGCAUUUAAUGAUUUUGAUUCAUAAACAUGGGUAUCUAGAAAUGAAUUAACAUCAUCAACUAUAUAAACUAAAUAUAUAGCAAGUAUAUAUUAUGCAUUUACUACUUUAACAACAGUAGGAUAUGGAGAUAUUCAUUCAUUUUCUUCUGCUGAAAUGAUAAUUACUAUAUUUUUAAUGAUUGUAGGAGUAGGUUUUUAUUCUAUGAUUAUUGGUUUAUUGUCUAGUAUACUUUCAUAAAUAGAUUAUAAAGGUCAUAAAUUAUAAUAAUAAUAAGCAAUUUUAAAUGAGUUUUGUAUAGAAAAGAAAAUAUCAGUUAAUUUAAGAGAAAAACUUAAAGAAACUCUUGAAUAUAGUUUUGAUAAGAAUUGUUUUAUUUGGGCAGAUAAUAAAUAUAUUUUUAAAGAUCUUCCAAUUAAUCUUAGAUAUGAUAUAAUUAUGAAUAUUCAUAAUGGAGUAUUUGGAAAUAUGUAAUUAUUUUAAUUAGUGGAUGAUAAAUAAUUUUUAGUUAAAAUGGUUCCAUUAUUAAAACCUAUAUUAUUUUUGGAAUCUGAAAUAAUAUGGGAAUAAAAUAGUAAUCCUGAUGCAAUUUAUUUUAUUGCUGAUGGUAGAAUGAAUUUUAAAGCUGAUUUUAUUGUUAUUAAAUCAACUAAUUAAAAAAAAUAAUUUGCAUUUAAAAGUAUGAUUGGAGGAUCAUAUUUUGGAGAAAUUGAAAUAUUUCUACAUAUAAAAAGAGAAACUGUAGCUUAAUGUGAAUCAUAAUGUGAAAUGUAUUAUUUAACUAUAACAUCUUUUGAAAAUGAGAUUUAUGAUGAUUUCCCACAUAUAAUGAAUAAAAUGAAUAAAAUUGCUUUAGAAAGAAGAUAAAAGAAUCUUGAAACAAUAUAAUAAUUACAAUAUUUUAUAGAUGAUGCUACCAAAAAAUAAUUAAAAAGAAGUAUAUACUAAAAUAUUCAAUAUAAUAGCAUAACCAAAGAAAAAUACUGUUCUUUUGAGAGAAUACAUUAAAUAAAAUAGUUAACAUACUUUAGAAGAUAUUAAACAAAAUGAUUCUGAAAAUAUUACUGAUCGUCCUUAAAUUUCAACUAAUAGAUCAAAAUUUUAAGAUCUAUUCUUAAUAACCUAAGAGAUAGAAUAAUUACUAGAAUGA